Macrosteles quadrilineatus (aster leafhopper) is the source of this 5819-nucleotide messenger RNA. RefSeq names its product exostosin-1 (gene ttv). Bases 651 to 2876 code for a protein of 741 amino acids. The transcript is spliced from 8 exons. Gene Ontology annotation, cellular component: membrane. Lineage: Eukaryota; Metazoa; Arthropoda; Insecta; Hemiptera; Cicadellidae. The record is from RefSeq and is a predicted model, not a curated record. Gene Ontology annotation, molecular function: glycosyltransferase activity.
AUGAUAUUGUCGUCUGGUCCCCUUUACUAUUCCAAUCAUUUAUUUGCCUGCAUAGGCUUAAUCUCAGUUCGAGGUUGUUAUAUCCUCAAGUCGAUUGUAUAAAUUUAAAAAAUUAACAAAUUUCUUUCUGUCUGUUCUUGGUGAGAUUGUGUAGUGAAGUGUCGCAGUUGUCAGUGAAGUGAGGGAAUGAUAAAACAUCAACAUUUCAAUGCAUCCCUAGUAAAUUCAGUGCACGAUGUUUACUGAAAAUUUUAAACGUUCCAUCAGAAAAUUAGCCGAAUUUUGCAGUUUUUGGGCUAAUUGAUUCAUAUCUUUGUUGAAUUAUAAUGGGGAUUUCCAUUCAGCACAACCUUAAUUUUAAUAAUUCACGGAUUCUUAGGUGAAGUUUUGAUCUGUGUUUUGACAGUCCAGCAAUGAAGGCAUUUUUGACUUGUGAUUCGGAAAGAUGGGGGAUUAUAAGUUGUGCAAGUCCUCAUCAACAGCAUUCAGAGUUUUCAAAGAAACUUUUGGUGAACACAACUCAUUCCUGUCAAUCGAAAGACGCUAAUCAUUUCACAAAAUAGUAGGCCUACCUAGCACCUAGCACAAUGUAUAGGUUAGGUUUGUAACUUCAGUGCAGUAGGCUAAGUUAGGCCUAGUGAGACUUUAUCAUGCAAGCCAAAAAACGUUAUUUGUUAGUUUUAUUGUCAUGUGCUUUUCUUGCAUAUUGUUAUUUUGGUGGAUAUAGAUUGAAAAGUGAACACAAUUUAAAAACAGUGGAAAAUGGCAUGCCUGCAUUCAUUGAUGCCUGGAGUGAUCAGUUAUUUACUAGGGAUCUAGAACCAUCACCCCAUGUUAGAAGGACAGGUGGUAACUCUUAUGACCGUAAAAAAGUUAGCAAUAGCAUUAUCAAUCAAAAAUGCCGUAUGGAGACAUGUUUUGAUUACUCUAAGUGUAAUAAUGACUUUAAAGUUUUUGUGUAUCCCACAAGUGAUGAUAUUCAUGGCGGUGAAGUUCCUUUAACCCCGAGUCCUGCCUAUCAAAAGGUUUUAGAUGUAAUUUUAGAAUCACGAUAUUACACUUCUGAUCCUAGUCAAGCAUGUUUAUUUGUUCUCGCUAUCGAUACACUAGAUAGGGACAGUUUGUCAGUUGACUAUGUGAGGAAUGUUCCAUCACGGUUACAGAGGUUAAAACUAUGGAACGGCGGCAAAAAUCAUGUUGUUUUUAAUCUGUACUCUGGGACAUGGCCGGACUACGCUGAAGAUGAUUUGGGCUUUGACACUGGUGAAGCAAUUUUGGCUAAAGCGAGUAUGUCAGUGACAAGUUUUCGGCCUGGAUUUGAUGUUUCAAUUCCUUUAUUUCAUAAGAAUCACCCUGAGCGAGGUGGAGAUCCCGGCUAUGUAACAUCUAUGAACUUCCCUGUCAGCAAGAAGUAUAUGCUGGCAUUCAAGGGGAAGCGCUACGUUCAUGGGAUUGGUUCAGAGACUCGCAACUCACUGUACCACCUUCACAAUGAGCAAGACGUGGUACUGGUUACAACCUGCAGGCAUGGCAAGAGCUGGAAGGAGUUGAAGGAUGAACGGUGUGAUGAGGAUAACGCAGAGUAUGACAGGUAUGACUACGAGCUGCUGUUGCAGAACUCCACAUUCUGUCUGGUGCCGCGAGGACGUCGUCUGGGCUCCUUCAGGUUCCUAGAGGCGCUGCAGGCCGGCUGUGUUCCUGUGCUGCUCUCUAACACCUGGAUCCUACCUUUUCACCAAGUCAUAGACUGGGGCAAAGCUGCCAUCUGGGCGGACGAGAGACUACUGUUACAAGUGCCUGAAAUUGUUAGGUCUAUAUCUGCUACCAAAGUCUUUGCUCUUCGUCAACAAACACAGAUUCUGUGGGAGCAAUAUUUCUCAUCAAUAGAGAAAAUCGUGUUUACCACUCUUGAGAUCAUCAGAGAGCGGUUGCCGCAACAGAAGGUGAGAGACGGAGUUGUGUGGAACAACAGUCCUGGCGCGCUGCUGACUCUUCCUCAGUUCUCUGACUCAUGGCUUGACCUGCCAUUCUAUCAACAGCUGAGGCCGUCUGAAGGCUACACGGCCGUCGUCUACUCUCAACUCAACUCGGCAGUCACACCUGCGUCCUCGCUGCAUCGUUUAGUCAGGAACGUAGCAGCCAGCCAGCACUGUCAGAAGAUCGUUGUAGUUUGGGGAGGAGACAAGCCACCCCCCACCAUGUCCAGGUGGCCUCCCCUCCCUCCCUAUAUCUCCCUCCAUGUCCUCCACGAAGCCUCCGAGCCAGGACUCUCCCACCGCUUCUCCCCCCACCCCCUCCUUGACACUCCGGCUAUCCUGUCGCUGGACGAGGAUGCUCAGCUGUCGACGGACGAGGUGGAUUUUGCCUUUGAGGUGUGGAAGGCUUUCCCGGAGAGAAUUGUUGGUUACCCGGCUCGCUCUCACUAUUGGGAUGACGCCAAGGGCAGCUGGGGUUACACCUCCAAGUGGACCAAUGACUACUCCAUAGUCCUGACUGGGGCAGCGUUCUACCACCGCUACUACAAUCACCUGUACACCGAGUGGCUCAGUCCUCUGUUGCUCAAGACGGUGGAACAGUCGCACAACUGUGAAGAUAUCCUCAUCAACUUUCUAGUCAGCCAUGUGACCCGGCGACCUCCGAUCAAGGUCACUCAGCGCAAGCAGUACAAAGACCAGCCUCCCGGUGUCGGGCCCAGGUCGCCAUGGAAUGAUCCAGAUCAUUUCAUCCAGAGGCAGACAUGUCUCAACACGUUUGCCGCCGUGUUCGGCUAUAUGCCUCUCAUCCGGUCCAACAUGCGGCUGGACCCGGUUCUGUUCAAAGACCCAGUCUCCAACCUGCGCAAGAAGUACCGCAAGAUAGAACUUGUUGGUAGCUAGUAUUGGGCUGUCCCUGCGCUCACGUACUGAAUACAUCACUCCUUCCGUUGAAUUUACUGUCUUUAGAUUUUAAGUUUAAAAUUUACUUUUGAUUUUGACUGAGAUGUCUAAGACUGGUUUAAUAGUAUGUAAAUUUAACCACAUUGUUCUAAAAAAUUUCUGAGUAAGGUAAUUUAUAAUUUGUUUAUUGUUGAUGGUUCAAGUGGUUUUUUUAGGUUGGUCUUAUGAGAGGUGUACGAUCUGGGUAAAAGGUAAUGUAAAAAUACACUUGACAACAAUGCAACUAUAGAACAGCUUAUCCACUACUUAGAGGCAUUUUUUUAGUUUGGCCAGGGCACAAAUUAAUAUAUAAAAUAGGCUACAGUUCUUGAACUAACCACAUUGAAAGGUAAAUUUACACAAAUUAAGGAUUAAUUUUAAUAAUUUAGCCGAUAUGAAAUUCAACUAAUAAUUAUUGAUAAUGAUUUUUUUUUAUUGUGCUGCCAUAAUUUAAAAGAGCAUAAUUCAACACCUUUUAUGUGCGGACUUAACUAUAGUCGGUAGUAACCCAAGAUUAGUUGGAAAGUCUCCACUACGAUAUUCUAUAAAAGCAGCUUUCCAUUAUGAUAAGGUAUAAGCUUUAUUUUCUUCUGUACCAUUUGUCCACCAAGUUACACAGUUUUCAUGUAAUCUUUAAGGUAGAACAUCAGGGUUGUGUUUGUAUAGUUAAAUGUUCGGUAUUUCUUACCUUGUGUAUGCUUCUCUAUUUCACCAAUAGUAUUGUGUUAAAUGUGGUAUUUAUACAUUUCUAAGCUGUAUUUAGCUAUUUUUGAAUCUCACUAACUCAAAUUUUACAUAAAAUAAGAUCCAGGUUAAAUAAAGACUCGGUUAAAACAACCUUAAAUGCAUGUUGGGUCUAGUUAUGUUAUUUUAUUUUAAUUAUUUCCUUAGGUAAUCGAGCAUAUUGUUGAUUUCCAACCCACUGUUCUUAAUUAUUCAAUGUUUUGAAGAAAAACUGCUGAAGCAUUGAUAAGGUAAGAUUUACCACAUGUUCUGUGGCAUAAAAGUCUUGAUUGGAAAUUGCAUUAAGUUCUGAGGACUUAAUUUAAAUGGAAACACAAUUUUUGUCUAUUUAUUUAACUAAUUAUCAUGUUUGGGCUAUGAUUUCCAAAUAUUAGAAGUAGAAAGAUAUUCUAUUAUUCUAAUAGUAAGAUAUAGUAAAUUCUAUAACCAGUUUUGUGUUCAUCUUUUAGUAGGCCCUCAGGAAUUUAGUAAAAUAAUUAAUCUGAGUCUAACCACUUAAGAUGGUGUAACAAAAGUACCUUGUCAGGACAUUUUGUUGCUUAGAGGCGGUACUACACUGCUAAUACACUGGUGCCUUAGUUGUUUUUUGAUGAAUCUCACCUGCAAGCGCUAGUGGCACUCGUCCUGGCUGGUCAGCGGUGAUAGUUGCUGAGUUCUCAAUUCAAUUAAUUUAUUUACGGCAAAAGCCAUUGUACAAUAAAUACCAUUACCUUCGGGAGAUAACAAGCAAUAAUAAAUAUUAAAUACAAUAAGUGAACACAAGAUGCAUACAAAUAAUAAUAAUACUAUAAAUAGAGCGUACAAAAAUAAGUAGCAAGUAGACUCUGAACAAAAAGAAACUAGCAUUACAAGAGGAUAUACAGGUAUCUUGCAAAAGGCAUGAUACUGAAAUGAGAAACAAGAUGCAUACAAAUCAUAAUAACAAGACAUAGUGACAAUAUUAAUAAAUAGUGCAUACAAUAGCACUAUUGCAGUGAGUUGAAUGAAUCACUGCACUGGCGAAUGUAGCUCUAAAGUCCUUCUGAAUUUGUUUGAUUACCUUACAUGUACAAUCCACAUUAGGCUUACUAAUGUGUGGCUUAGCCGGCGGGGCCGCAGCUUUAAUAAAAAUAAUAACUUUAAAAAAAAUUACAUUGCUAAAGAAAUUAUUUCAAAAUGCCCGUAUCAAUGGGUUAACACUCAGUAAAAUGAAUUGACAAUGUUAUCAAAUGAAAAUGCAACAAUAAUUUUACAAAAGCUGAAUUUAUAAUGCAUUGAUUAUAGACUAACAACAACAACGCUAAAAGAUGAACAUGGAGUUUAAAUGGAAAAGGUAUGAAUUUUGAUUAAUUUUACCCUUAAAAAAUAUAACUAUUUUGUAAGUUUUGAUGUUUUCUUUUUCAAAUGCGCUUUACUCAAAAUGGGUUUAGCCUACUCUCCUGGUUGAUUAACCUUAUAACAACAAAAAAUUAAAUCUCAAGUUACCCAUCUACACUGUUUAGUGUGCCAUUAUUAUUUUUAGUAAUAAUGAUCUUCAUUUAAAUAAUUUAGUUUUAGUAUUAAGAUUUAGUAAUAUACAAUAAAUUGUAAAAGGUGCUAAUUUAAUUAAUAUUAUCUCAAUUGAAUUAAAUUGUCAUAAAACAAAAAAAUGUAUGUAGUCAAAUAAUCAUACUAAUGUUAUAUCUUUACUAUUAUAAGUUUUGUUCAAAAUACCUAUGGUUUAAUAUUGUUAGUAAUAACAUCGCCAAAUACUUGCAAAGAGAGUAUAUAGUGCGCAGGUUUGUUGUGUAUCAUCAUUUUUUAAUUUGUGAUGAGGAAAGCGAAAAGGGACCUCUUGUCGGCGAUGCCAAAUUUUCAGUACGGCCGAUAUAAGUAAUUAAUAAUUAUUAAUUAAGGUUGAAAAUAUUGAAAUUUGGAUUUUUAUCGAUUGUUUUACCUCAUUUAACACAGAACAGGACGGUACAUCUACAUACUAUCGUUACGCUGGUGGCCAUUCUAGGCGUCACAUCGAACGAGCGUAUUACGAUCGUUGGCCACUGCUAUUGCCUCCAAAGAGGACAAUUAUAAGCUUUAUUUUAAUACCAAAAUCGUUUCUUAAAUUUAAAAAAAAAAACUGUUUUCCUACAGUCACCCGACAAAGUUGGCUUCCUUGUACUGUUUGUAGUACAGAAAGCUGCUAAU